Molecule: messenger RNA, 635 nt
Organism: Phytomonas sp. Hart1
Lineage: Eukaryota; Euglenozoa; Kinetoplastea; Trypanosomatida; Trypanosomatidae
Source: the annotation of a GenBank genome assembly
GGCAUAACACUAUAAUUCAUAAUGGUAAAGAGUCACUACGUUUGUGCUGGGCGCCUUGUGCGCAUCCUCCGUGGACCUCGCCAGGACCGUAUCGGCGUCAUUGUGGACAUCGUUGACGGCAACCGCAUCAUUGUUGAGAACCCGGAGGACAAGAAGAUGUGGCGCCACGUGCAGAACCUCCGUAAUAUUGAGCCGCUCAAGUUUUGCGUGAAGAUCUCACGCAACUGCAGCGCCAAGGCCCUGAAGGAAGCGAUGGCGUCGUCGAAGAUUCUUGAGCGCUACGCUAUGACCCGGACGGCCGUGCGUGUGGCGGCGAAGAAGGCGUUGGCCACCUCGACAGACUUUGAGCGCUACCAGCUGCUCGUGGCCCGCCGUUCACGAGCUCACUGGGCUCGUAAGGUCUUCGAUGCGGCCGACGUGAAGGAUCCCGUCUCGUGGCAUAAGGUCGCUCUCCGGAAGAUCCAGCGGAAGGCAGCCAAGAUGGACUCCACCCCCGGCGCUAAGAAGCGCAUGCAGAAGGCCAUCGCCGCACGCGCAAACAAGAAGUGAGGGAAAUCUUAAGUAUUGUCAUGCUCCACCACGGUUAUUUUUAGUUAACUCAUUUUUAAAAAAUAUAUAUGAAAAAAGAACAAAAA